This is a messenger RNA of Microtus oregoni (creeping vole), 3883 nucleotides long. Its product is annotated as beta-1,3-N-acetylglucosaminyltransferase radical fringe. Gene Ontology annotation, cellular component: Golgi membrane. Gene Ontology annotation, biological process: regulation of Notch signaling pathway; pattern specification process. The transcript is spliced from 8 exons. Lineage: Eukaryota; Metazoa; Chordata; Mammalia; Rodentia; Cricetidae. The record is from RefSeq and is a predicted model, not a curated record. The coding region runs from base 94 to 1251 and encodes 385 amino acids. Gene Ontology annotation, molecular function: O-fucosylpeptide 3-beta-N-acetylglucosaminyltransferase activity.
UCCGGGUCACGGCUCUGGGCGGGGCGCUGGUCGCUCUUAAAGGGGCCGCCUCACUCUCAGGCGGGCGCCCAGCGCCCGGGCCGGGGCGAGCGUAUGAACCGUGUGCGGGGUCUGCUGUGCCGGGCCUGCCUCGCGCUGGCCGCGGUCCUGGCUGUCUUGCUGCUGCUGCCGCUGCCGCUGCCCCUGCCCCGCGCGCCCGCACCGGACCCCGGCCGGAUCCCGACUCCCGGUCUGUCUCUCGAGGUCUCCCGCCUGCAGCCCGACGAUGUCUUCAUCGCAGUCAAGACCACUCGGAAGAACCACAGCCCGCGCCUGCGGCUGCUGCUGCGCACCUGGAUCUCACGAGCCCCGCGGCAGACGUUCAUCUUCACCGAUGGAGAGGACCCUGAGCUCCAGCUGCUGGCAGGUGGCCGCCUGAUCAAUACCAAUUGCUCGGCCGUGCGCACGCGCCAAGCUCUGUGCUGUAAAAUGUCGGUGGAAUACGAUAAGUUCAUUGAAUCCGGACGGAAAUGGUUCUGCCACGUGGAUGACGACAACUACGUGAACCCCGAAAGCCUGCUGCACCUGCUUUCCACCUUCUCUUCCAACCAGGACGUCUACCUGGGGCGACCUAGUUUGGACCACCCCAUCGAGGCCACCGAGAGAGUCCAGGGUGGUGGCGCCUCAAACACAGUGAAGUUCUGGUUUGCUACUGGUGGGGCUGGGUUCUGCCUGAGCAGAGGUCUUGCUCUCAAAAUGAGUCCAUGGGCCAGCCUAGGCAGCUUCAUGAGCACAGCCGAGCGGGUACGGCUCCCUGAUGACUGCACGGUAGGCUACAUUGUGGAGGGGCUUCUGGGCGCCCGUCUGCGCCACAGCCCCCUCUUCCAUUCCCACCUGGAGAACCUGCAGAGACUGCCGUCCGAUGCCGUUCUGCAGCAGGUCACCCUGAGCUAUGGGGGUCCUGAGAACCCACGUAAUGUGGUGAAUGUAGCCGGAGGUUUCAGUAUACAGCAGGACCCUACACGGCCUUGGAUUCGGCAGCAGAAGACGAAACUGCUCGAAGGCCUCCCACAAUCCUUCUUCCAGUUGGGACACAAGGUUCCUCGGGAUCGUGAGGACAGCUGGACUGUGUGCGGAGAUCAUCCAAGAGCAACAAGAAAAGUAAUGCCGCCGAGCUGUGUACGGAUGCUGCUGGCCCAACCCAAAGGCCCAGGAGGGGACGGGUCCCCGACCUCCCACAACUACAGCUUAAGAUGGUGCCUGGUGGGCUAGUCGUGAAAGGGUGGGCUCCAGGCCUGGCCACAGACUCUUCCUGGGUUGCUCACAGAACCGCCAUCCAAACCCAGAAUGUGCAGACUACCUGGCCGCUGGAUGCUUAAGGUCAGCCCAAGGCCCUGCUUCCCAACCACGCUGCUGUUCAUCGUUACCUCAAUCCCUGGCCUCCCAUCACCACCAGGAGAUGUUCUUCCUUUAACUGGAGGUUUAGGGGUUUCUUUGCUGAGCUUCCCAGAAAUCAACAGCCAGAGCCUUUCCUCUGGCCCCUUAGGAGCAAGAUGCAGCCCCAGCACCUUUUACAGGGGUGUCCCGCGGGAAGCGACUACAGUAUUGAGUAAAGGCUUCUGUGACGUUCCUAGUUUGACUCCUCUCGUAAUAAGCGAGCUGGACACCUGGCAGCUUGGCUCUGCGGAUAUUCACACAACCGCUUAUUCCUCCAGGAAGGCCUGCUCCUACAGCACCAGCCACCUCCUUAACCCUCCAUACUGUGAGGCCAAACAGGACUAGAGAGUGGUCUUCUUAACACAUGGGAUGGAACCAUCGGUACACAUACGUGAGCAUGGCAGUUAUGCGUUUUGUGUGUGGGGUACGCUGGUGAUAUGGGAGAGCGUAGUCAUAGCUGCUGUGUGCAUGGUUGUGCCUGGGUACAUAGGCACAUGGGUAGUGUUUGUGUGAACAUGGCUGAGAGAGGGUCUGGACCCUGGCCCACGUGCGCUUGUGUGUGCUGGUGCAUAUGAUUUCAACUUGAGAUGGGCUUAUGGCUUCCCGGUGUCACUGGAGGGGCUUGUGUGUGUGAAGGGCAGGAAGCAGUAAGUCGUGACUGGGUUGUACUCACCAGAAGUGAAACUUGCCUCGGAGCCCUGCAUGGUGGUGCAAGCCAGUAAUCUCAGCUCGGGAAGACGGAGAAUUCAAGACCAGACUGCGCUAUGCAGAUCUGGCUCCAGAAUUAAGAUACCGGGGGCUAGCAGAUAGCGCGGUCACUGCAGGGCUUUCCCUGAAAACCUGAGGAUAUGGAUUUGGGCCACAAAACCCACAUUAAGAGAAAACAAGCCGGGCGGUGGUGGCACACGCCUUUAGACCCAGCACUCGGGAGGCAGAGGCAGCCAGAUCUCUGUGAAUUCGAGGCCAACUUGAUCUACAGAGCUGGUUCCAGGACAGCCAGGGCUACACAAGGAAACCCUGUCUCAAACAACCAAAGAGAGAGAGAAUAAAACAAGAUGUGUCGUACUUGAGGGCUGGCACCUGGGGGUAGGCUGCACGUGAACAGUCAUACAUACAAGGAAGAGGAAACUCCAUCUUGGGUCAAACCCUAUAGGUUUUGGGGUUCUUAGCCUGCUGGGUUCCAGGGAAAAGCUCUGGUUCUGCACAGUCGGGUUCCUGGUAGAAGGCCAAAGACUGAGGCUGGGAAACAGUUGAACGGGAUGAGCUAGAAGCAUGGAGCGUGGGAGCUGAGGCUGAGAGACAGGCACACAUUUGGAUGGGAUGAGCUAGAAGCAUGGAGCGUGGGAGCUGAGGCUGAGAGACAGGCACACAGUCGGAUGGGAUGAGCUUGAAGCAUGGAGGAUGGAGCUUGGAAGCUGCUGCAGAGUCCUCAGCAACAUAGAGAUAUGAGGGAGGGAAGGUGUCCCUUGUAUCCGCCAACGCAGCUAUGACCUUGUCACCUGCCUGGGACCCUAAUGUGGGCACGUGGCAAGUCACCACCCCACCCAGCACCUGGAGUUCGGAAGUCUCCUCUGAUUUCCUCCUUAGCCUGCACUGUAUUCUCUCAGGGGCUCCACCAGUAAACACAGUGUCUGGAUUGCAAGGACCAAGGACAAGAGCAGUCUACACCAACAGGAGGGGUGUUUGUAGACUGCAGGGGUGGUAACCACCCAGAGCCGACCAGAUUGGGACUGCCAGGGCCUUUCCAGAGUUAAUGCAGCUUACUUAAAGACUAUGUGGUUGUAUCCCCAGUACCUCCACCUGCCAAGGCUGGUCCCGUGACCUAAGCAUCACAUAGCCCACUAUAUCUGUGGAAGAGCAGCUCCCACCCCAUCCUGGGAUCUCUGGAUCAUGAGGAGAAAGAUUAAUAAAUGCCCUCUUAACUGGGUGGUGGUGGUACACACUUAUAAUCCUAGCACUCAGGAGGCAGAGGCAGGCAAAUCUCUUUAAGUUCGAGGCCAGCCUGGUCUACAGAGUGAGUUUCAAGAUACCUAGGGCUGAUACACAGAAAAACUUGAUCUCAAAAGAGAAGAAAAAUCAGUCUGGGUGUGGCGGUGAGUACCUAUAAUCUCAGCACUCAGUGUGUAGAGGAAGAGGAUUAGGAGUCAAAACUUCCUAAUGAGUUUGAGACCAUCCAAGUACACAACUGAUAUUUCCCAAAUACAUGACCUUCUGGAUAUAGCUAUGUCAUGUUUUCCUGUCCACAGUUCACAGUUUCCGGUUGGUGUGUGUGUGUGUGUGUGUGUGUGUGUGUGUGUGUAAGACAGACCUCUCUGUCUCUGUGAGUGUGUUCACCUCUGCAUAUUUGUGUUCAUCUAGAGGUCUGAGGUGGUUGACAGUCAUCUUCAAUUGAUCUCCACACUAUUUUGAGACAGGGUCUCUCAGUGAAAAUGAAACUUACCGUUUCAGCUAGACUGGAUGUCAGAGA